This is a messenger RNA of Psammomys obesus (fat sand rat), 3192 nucleotides long. It is a transcript of the gene Nrbp2, whose product is annotated as nuclear receptor binding protein 2. Gene Ontology annotation, molecular function: ATP binding; protein serine/threonine kinase activity. Gene Ontology annotation, biological process: endoplasmic reticulum to Golgi vesicle-mediated transport; intracellular signal transduction; protein phosphorylation. Lineage: Eukaryota; Metazoa; Chordata; Mammalia; Rodentia; Muridae. The coding region runs from base 158 to 1870 and encodes 570 amino acids. The record is from RefSeq and is a predicted model, not a curated record. Gene Ontology annotation, cellular component: endomembrane system; cytoplasm. The transcript has 17 exons.
UCCGCUGCGAGCUCGCGCCUCCCAAUUCCCGGAGCCGAGGAGGGCUCGCGGCGGCCUCUCCGCUGGGCUCCAGGUUGGGCUGACGGGCGCUGGGCCAGGGCGGGCGGGAGCGGGGAGAGGGCUUGCGCGGAGGGCGGUGGCCUGGGCUCGCCAAGCCAUGGCGGCCCCGGAGCCGGCGCCUAGGCGAGGCCGGGAGCGCGAGCGGGAGGACGAGAGCGAGGACGAGAGCGACAUCCUGGAGGAGAGCCCGUGCGGCCGCUGGCAGAAGCGGCGGGAGCAGGUGAACCAGGGGAACAUGCCGGGGAUCCAGAGCACCUUUCUGGCCAUGGACACGGAGGAGGGGGUAGAAGUGGUGUGGAACGAACUCCACUUCGGGGACAGAAAGGCCUUUUCGGCCCAUGAGGAGAAGAUCCAGACCAUGUUUGAGCAGCUGGCGCUGGUGGACCACCCCAACAUCGUCAAGCUGCACAAGUAUUGGCUGGACGCCUCUGAGGCCCGGGCGAGGGUCAUCUUCAUCACAGAAUACGUGUCGUCUGGCAGCCUCAAGCAGUUCCUCAAAAAGACCAAGAAGAACCACAAGGCCAUGAACGCCCGGGCCUGGAAGCGCUGGUGUACGCAGAUCCUGUCUGCACUCAGUUUUUUGCACGCCUGCAGUCCCCCCAUCAUCCAUGGGAACCUGACCAGCGAUACCAUCUUCAUUCAGCACAAUGGCCUCAUCAAGAUUGGCUCUGUGUGGUACCGCAUCUUCUCCAAUGCGCUUCCUGAUGAUCUCCGGAGCCCCAUUCGAGCCGAACGGGAGGAGCUUCGAAACCUGCACUUCUUCCCACCAGAGUACGGUGAAGUCAAUGAUGGGACUGCUGUGGACAUCUUCUCCUUUGGGAUGUGUGCGCUAGAGAUGGCUGUCCUGGAGAUCCAAGCCAAUGGGGAUACCCGGGUCACAGAAGAGGCUAUUGCUCGGGCCAGGCACUCACUGAGUGAUCCCAACAUGCGGGAGUUCAUCCUCUCCUGCCUGGCCCGGGACCCUGCCCAACGACCCUCUGCCCACAAUCUUCUCUUCCACCGGGUGCUUUUUGAGGUGCACUCGCUGAAGCUGCUGGCCGCCCACUGCUUCAUCCAGCACCAGUACCUCAUGCCUGAAAAUGUGGUAGAAGAGAAGACCAAGGCCAUGGACCUACAUGCAGUCUUGGCUGAGAUGCCCCAGCCCCAUGGACCCCCAAUGCAGUGGCGGUACUCAGAGGUCUCCUUCUUGGAGCUGGACAAAUUCCUAGAGGAUGUCAGGAAUGGGAUUUAUCCACUGAUGAAUUUUGCGGCUGCUCGGCCCCUGGGACUUCCCCGUGUGUUAGCCCCACCUCCAGAGGAGGCCCAAAAGGCCAAAACCCCAACACCAGAACCCUUUGACUCAGAGACCAGGAAGGUGGUCCAGAUGCAGUGCAACAUGGAGAGAAGUGAAGACAAGGCUCGGUGGCAUCUCACUCUGCUUUUGGUGCUUGAGGACCGCCUACACCGGCAGUUGACCUAUGACCUGCUCCCAACCGACAGUGCCCAGGACCUCGCCGCUGAACUAGUGCACUAUGGCUUCCUGCACGAGGUGGGCAGGGGUAUGCUACGGGUUUGGAAAGGUGCAGGGUCUGCCAAGCUGCCCAAUACUACCAUACUUCCCCACCCGUCUACUGCAGGACGACCGGACAAAGCUAGCAGCUUUUCUGGAGACCACUUUUCUCAAGUACCGUGGGACACAAGCUUGACCUUUCCAGUCCUGGCACCCAGCAGGGAUACCAGGGCUCAGGGUUGUCCACUUGGCAAAGAGCCCCACACUGCUCAGAGCUGCCUUCUGCCUGUGUUCCCUGGAACCGAACACAGAUCCCGCUAGUCAAGACCCCACCCCUAGCUUUCUGCAGCAGUGUGGGACCCUGGGGUGGUGAUGAAGCCCUGAGCCUAGAUGGCAGUGGAGGUUAUAGGUCAGUUAGGGAAAUCACUCCAUCUGGUAUUAGACAAUAGCCAUGCCUUCAAGUGGCAUAGAAACCUAGGGAAGGAGCCUGGACUCAAAAGUAGUAAAAUCCCUUUAGGUGUCAGACACAAUGCUGGGCAUCAGGCAGACCAGAUGUGAUUGGAGAAUCAGAGAUUAGAGAGCUUGGACUUGGAUCCAUGGCCAGCAACCCCCUGAUCCCACUCAGACCAGUCCUGGCCCUUGCAGACCUGUCUUGAGCCCUGUCUCUGAUCUUCCGCACACUUGAGACCAGGACCUCAAAGCCUUGUCUUCCCCAAAGCCCUCCAGCAGGAUCUUUCUAGUCUUCAUACCCUGUCCUCGGAGGUCAGACAUCCUCUGCACCUUUUCCCUGGGGAGCUGUGUUUAAACUCUGGGGAUGCGGGCUUCCCUUUUUCUCCCAAAGUCGUGGUAGAAUCCUUCCCUCACAACCACCCUGAUUUCUUGGUUCUUGAGCUGCCUCUCUUCCAACUUCAAAUUUAAAGUCUUAAACAUUUUUAAAUGUACAUUCAAGUUUCAAACAACCAGAUUCCUUUUUAAACAUUUCAUGUGUGAAACCAGAAAAGCUCACUAUUGUAUUAAUAGUUUCAUGUUGCUGCUGUGACACUUAUCACAAACUGUGUUUGCCAUGACACAAACACAGUUCUGCACAUCAGAAGUUUGAUACAAGCUCUCACUAGAUUAAAACCCAGAUGUCUGUGGCUAAGUUCCUUUCUGGAAGUGAGGGGGCUCACUUCCUGCUCCUUCAGGCUAUUGGCAGAAUUCACUUCCCUGCCAUGGUAAGGCAGAAAUUCCUAAUUUCUUACAGUGGCCAAUUAUGAACAUUUCUCAGCUUCUAGAGGCCACCAACUUUUUUUUUUUCUUAGCUCUCUUUUCUCCACCUUCAGACCAGCAAGCAGCUUCAAGUUGAAUCUUUGUCAUGGACUAGCUAUCUGGUUUUCCACUGCCAAGAAGGUGGGGACCUUUUGUGAAUAGGUUGGACCCACCCAGAUAACCUAGGAUGAUGUCCUUCUCAGGGUCUGUAGAUUAACCACACCUGCAGAGCACCUUUUGCUAUGGAGACUAAUCAUCCUGGGCUCUGGUGCCUAGAAAAUGGACAUAGGCGAUUGGGUGUUGUUGUGUUGCCUACCAUAACAUCUUCACUGAAACCAAAACCUAAAAUAAAGCAGAUUUGUCACGGAAUAUCUAAUAAAUGAAAUGAACUAUGA